AUGAGGCGUGUGUCCAGGAAGAAAGCCCUUAGCCUGGUGAAGGAGCUGGACGCCUUCCCCAAAGUGUCAGAGAGCUAUGUGGAGACGUCGGCUACAGGAGGAACAGUGUCACUGAUAGCUUUCGGUGCUAUGGCACUUUUGGCUAUCUUAGAGUUCUUUGUUUAUCGAGACACUUGGAUGAAGUACGAAUAUGAAGUUGACAAGGAUUUUUCCAGUAAAUUGAGAAUAAACAUUGACGUCACAGUUGCCAUGAAAUGCCAGCAUGUUGGGGCAGAUAUUCUGGACCUGGCUGAGACCAUGAUCACGUCUAACGGCCUCCAGUACGAGCCUGUUAUAUUUGAUCUGACCCCACAGCAGAGAUUAUGGCAAAGGACGUUGCACCUCAUUCAGAGCAGGCUGAGAGAGGAACAUGCUCUACAGGAAGUCCUGUACAAAACUCUCCUCAAAGGGUCUCCCACUGCCCUGCCACCACGGGAAGAUGCUUCUGUGGAACCAUUUAAUGCUUGCAGGAUACAUGGGCACGUCUACGUCAACAAGGUGGCAGGAAACCUUCACAUCACUGUGGGAAAGCCUAUUCACCAUCCUCAGGGCCAUGCCCAUAUUGCAGCUUUUGUGAGCCAUGAAACGUACAACUUCUCCCAUCGAAUAGACCAUUUAUCUUUCGGGGAGGAGGUACCGGGCAUCAUCAAUCCUCUGGACGGCACAGAGAAAAUCACCCAUAACAACAACCAGAUGUUCCAGUACUUCAUCACAGUGGUGCCCACCAAACUCAACACAUACAAGAUAUCUGCAGACACACACCAGUUUUCUGUGACUGAACGAGAGCGGGUGAUAAACCAUGCAGCAGGCAGUCACGGUGUUUCUGGCAUCUUUGUGAAGUAUGAUACCAGCUCUCUGAUGGUGACGGUCAGCGAGCAGCAUAUGCCACUGUGGCAGUUCCUGGUGCGACUGUGUGGCAUUAUCGGGGGUAUAUUCUCCACCACAGGCAUGCUCCACGGGCUUGUUGGUGUCUGUUUUGAUGUUAUCUGCUGUCGUUUUAAACUCGGAGUCUACAGACUUAGAGAGGAUGUGCCACAACACAAUCAGAUGAACAACCUGAACAAUCAUCAGACCCCUCUGUUGGCUGACAAUGACCCUCAGGAGUAG
Scomber japonicus (chub mackerel) is the source of this 1146-nucleotide messenger RNA. RefSeq names its product endoplasmic reticulum-Golgi intermediate compartment protein 2-like. The transcript is spliced from 13 exons. Lineage: Eukaryota; Metazoa; Chordata; Actinopteri; Scombriformes; Scombridae. The coding region runs from base 1 to 1146 and encodes 381 amino acids. Gene Ontology annotation, biological process: endoplasmic reticulum to Golgi vesicle-mediated transport; retrograde vesicle-mediated transport, Golgi to endoplasmic reticulum. Gene Ontology annotation, cellular component: endoplasmic reticulum; membrane; COPII-coated ER to Golgi transport vesicle. The record is from RefSeq and is a predicted model, not a curated record.